GCAUUAGUUUACUCUAUUGUUUGGCGUCGAUAGCAUUCGCGUCUCUGUGUUAUUGCUGGCAAUUAAAAGGAAUUAUUGUAGCGACUUAUAAUUUGAGACGUCUUUCUGAACAACAAAUAGCGUGCAAAACAAUAGUUUGCAUUAGACAAUCAACAAUUUGCAUUUACACAGUACACUACAGCAGAUAAAAUGACUGAUUGCGCCACCGACGCCGUCGAGCAACCGUCAGAUCAUCAUGUACACUUCGAUGCGGCGACCCUAAAAACUGAUGACUUUGGUUCCGACAGCUGUGUGACAUAUCAAAGGUCAGGCGACACAAUUGCCAUAAGUCUGGGCUUUCUCCAAAUCAAUCAUCGGUAUCUGAUCGAUCUCAAUUUGCCGGUGACGCUGUUCAACAACACCGGCACGCCCGAUACGAAAUUCGAGCCGGUUGUGAGCGCCACACCGAAUCUGCACUGUCGGAUCACCGAGUUCACUGGGACCAAACACGAUGAGCAUGAUUUCUACGAGAUGAAGAUCGAGUUCUUUGCCUACAAGGAGAAACUGUUGCGCGAAACGCUGCACAUCGUCAACUCGAGCAAUGCAAAGGAAGUGCUCCAGCUGGUGAUUGCCGCCCGAGUGCUGGGCAAGGGCAAGGGAACGCCCAUGCUGCGAACUGGCAUCCAUUGCAUAGGUGUGGAGCGGGAUGAUGAUGAAUCGGAGGCAUCGGAUUUCGCUGGCUUUGACAAGCCGUAGAAAGGCGCGACGAACUUGAGACUUCUUCUUCAUUUUCUGGGGUUAUAUUUUGCAUAGUGUUUAAGUCCAAAUAUUAUAUUAUUCAUAACAUCAUAUUGUAUAUGUAAUGUUAACUUAUGCGAGUCUAUAUAUAUAUAUAUCUUAUA
Molecule: messenger RNA, 881 nt
Organism: Drosophila nasuta
Lineage: Eukaryota; Metazoa; Arthropoda; Insecta; Diptera; Drosophilidae
Product: adipose-secreted signaling protein
Exons: 2
Coding region: 190-735 (181 amino acids)
Source: RefSeq, a predicted model, not a curated record